AUGGCCUUCACAACCAACAAAGCGAUCGCCUCAUUCGGCGGCAAGCUGUUCAAGCUCUCCCACCAAUCCACCACAACCGGCACGCCCAUGGCCGUGAACCUCUACCUCCCGCCCGCCGCCCUCUCCUCAACCAACCCGUGCAAAGUGCCCCUCCUAAUCUACCUCUCCGGCCUAACCUGCACGCCCGAGAACUGCUCCGAAAAGGGCUUCUUCCAGCACCGCGCCUCCCAACUGGGCCUCGCCAUCCUCUACCCGGACACCUCCCCGCGCCACCCAAUCCCGCUGCCAGGGGAGACCGACGCAUGGGACUUUGGCGCGGGCGCGGGCUUCUACGUCGACGCGACCCAACCGCCCUGGAAUGACGAGGGCGGCUACCGCAUGGAGAGCUACAUCACGCGCGAGCUCCCGCAGGCGCUCUUCUCCGACGCCGAGUACGGCCGAUACCUCCAGGGCGCCGAAAGGGUCUCCAUCACGGGCCACAGCAUGGGCGGGCACGGCGCGCUGACGCUGUACCUCAAGAACCCGGGCAUGUACCAGAGCGUGAGCGCGUUCGCGCCCAUCGCGAACCCGUCCCGGUGUCCGUGGGGCGAGAAGGCGUUUUCGGGUUAUUUUGGGACGGAGGAUAGGGAAGGUUGGAAGCGGCACGACGCGACUGAGUUGGUGAGGGGGUGGAAGGGUGGAGAUCUCAAGGCGCUUGUGGAUGUUGGGACGGGGGAUGAUUUCUAUAAACAGGGGCAGCUACUUCCGGAGAACUUGGAGGAGGCGGCUAGGGAGGCUGGGGUGAAGGGGUUGACGGUGCGGUAUCAAGAGGGCUACGAUCACUCGUAUUACUUCAUGGCUUCCUUCGCCGAUGAGCACGUCGAGCACGCCGCGAAGCACCUGGGGCUGCUUUAG
Messenger RNA from Parathielavia appendiculata, 894 nucleotides. RefSeq names its product carbohydrate esterase family 1 protein. Gene Ontology annotation, biological process: formaldehyde catabolic process. Gene Ontology annotation, cellular component: cytosol. The transcript is spliced from 2 exons. NCBI's taxonomy places the organism in Eukaryota, Fungi, Ascomycota, Sordariomycetes, Sordariales, Chaetomiaceae. The record is from RefSeq and is a predicted model, not a curated record. Bases 1 to 894 code for a protein of 297 amino acids. Gene Ontology annotation, molecular function: S-formylglutathione hydrolase activity.